AGUUUCAAAAAUGGCGACCAAGAUUCGUGGUAGCUAUUCAUGGUCAGCAGUAACGAAACCAUUAUUAGCAAUAUCACAAGGAUCAUUCGAUAAAAAUGAUAUCUUGGAAUUGGCAAAAAGCAUUGUUAUACGCGAAUAUGACUUCCUCUGUAAAGGAGAGCUGUAUGAUACCUUUUAUACAUCUGUGGCAAUUCUUGCAGCAGAUUAUUUCUGUAGUUGCAUCAAUACAUUUUCCAAAAGUCAAAUAUCUAUAGUUUGUCAAGCAUGUAGAGUUCUGCUUCUUCGUCUUAUGGAUAAAUUAUCUCAUCAUCAAGUUCAGUUAGGAAAUGGGACACCUACUCUCUUAAGUACAAAACAACUACUGCUUCCAAUUCUUGCACUUUGUACUGGACAAUCUUUACUUUCAUCUACUGAAGAAGCAGCCUUGAUUGCUAUGAUAAAAAAUUCUGACAUACCACAUGACAUUAAAUCACAGUUAUCCCCAGAAGCUGAGAAGGAUACUUCUCAAUCAUCUAAAGAUUCUGAACGAAUACAAUGUGAUUUAUCCGGCAGUAUUCUAGAACAAUUGACUAUGCCAUUACAAGGUUCUACAAUAUCAAUGCCUGUUGUUGUUGAAAAUUCUAAUGAGAGUGCAACGAAAACUACGAAUGACAGUGUUGUUAAUGAUGUUCAUUCAGACAUAAAGACAACAUUUGUUACAAGUAACAUAAAUAUUCUUCGAAAUAUGGAUGUAGGAGACACGCUGUUAGAUAUGUGUUUAAAUCUUCCUCACUUGUCGUGUUAUACUCGCAAAUAUCAAGCAUAUUUACAUAAAAAAAGUUUCACUUUACCCGUGAAUGCCUCUGACGCACAUGCUAUACGUCAUAAUUUACAUUCUGUGUCGAACGAUAUUAAUAUCGUUCACAACGUAAUAUCUCUGUCUUUCUUAGAACCAUUAACUCCAAGUAAAUUAGAAAAAUUAUCGUUACUGACCAUGUCUUGUUUAUAUUGCUCGAUUGUAUACGCGACUGCAUCAAGUAUUGUUGGAAUAACGAAUGCUGUGUCACCGAAGUGUAGUACAAAUACCUCUGCUGGAACGCAAACCGCUUCAAGUAUUAAAACUGCAGAAGAGGAGUAUGAUACUCUGGCGAUUACCGUUGUUGAAAAAAGCCUCGAAAUAUUUGGUUUAGUCUCAAACGUAAUUAAAAAUAGCACACGCGCCGGAGGUCAUAUUCUGCAAAAUCAUCUAUUAAUCGGAGUAUGGUUGUUGGUGGCUGGUUUACAAGCUCAACUUACAGUGAGUGGUUUAAGUGCGACGGAUAAGGGGAAAGAGGAAAAGGGUAAAUCACCUAGUAAAGUACGUGAUGGAACAAUUCGCGUCAAUCUUAUGAAAAUACAACAAGGUUUUGGAGUACUUUCAGUCGCUUUAGCUUCUCAUGCGCUUACAUUAAUGAGUGCUCUGCUAGAAGAUGUUUCGAUCGAAGCAAUUGCCGAUUCUUCUACUCCGCCAGAACCCGCUCCAUUGGAUAUACUUUCCACUGCUACCGCGCUUCAAAGGGCGGUUACUUUUCUACAAGCUGUACCACUUAAUCAUCUAUUAUUUUACUUAGCCACUAUAAGUUACAGAAGGGCGUGUACCUUGAAGAGAAUACAAAAACAUCCAUUUGAAGGCGAUGCUUUAAGUCAAUCUGAUUCUACUACUUACUAUGAAGAUUUACUAAGUUGUUCAGAUAAUUCUACUGAUGAAGAAAAAACUGUUAUGUCGAUAGAGGAGGACAGCGAACCUAUUUUGGGCUUAUGGUUUGAGGAAACAAUUGCCCCAUCUGAUGGAUCACCGGCGAAUGGUACAAAAGAACCCAACAAUGAAACCAACGCUGAACGAACUGUAACUACUAUUGUUCCUGAUAAUCGUGAACCUCAUGGAUAUAUAUCAUUGGCUACUAAAAUUUUUCAAUUCAUGAAUCAACAUUUGAUUGGCAAUAGAAGUUCAUAUGUUCGCGAAUAUGUGGUAAAUGGCUUAGUUGAACAACAGAUGGUUAUAUUAGCGGCAAUAAUUAGAGAUUUAGAUCAUGAGACUGCUAGGACAGAGACUGGCACUAUAUCGGUAUUCUACGGUGCCACACUGGGUGCUAUGUAUUCCGAAUUUUCUCAAGCUUUGAGUCUUUACACGCAUAAUUUACUUGUUCAAAAUACGUUGAGCGAAAGUUUACAAAACACCCUUCUCCAGCAUUUAGGUGUAAAUCCAUGGUCUGGGACAGAAAGUACAACUCCAUGUACUUGGCCCCUUCAAGUCUAUCCGAGAACAUUAAGUGUGUUGGCACAGGUUCUUUUACUAAAACCUCGAGCAGAGAAAGAAGCAGCUUGUAUAAGCAUAUGGCAUCGUUUGAUUACAACUAUAGUAGAAAACGUAUGCAAUCCACCCUCUACAUUUGAGGCAGAAAACGAAGAUUUGAACGUGGAACACGCUCAACUAGUUUUGAUUUUAUUCCACUCUCUUAAUUUCAUGCAAAAGAAAUCGGUACUACUUGUAACCGGUAGCGGUGCUGUGCGUUGUAGCGAAGCUGUUAAAACUCCAAUGAAAGAUUCUCAGUUACUGCAUCUGUCACGAUUAUUGUUACUACUUGAAUACAUGAUGAAACAUCUUUAUGAUGCUCCACCCGCAUUACUUGAACAAGUUCGAUGGAAUCUAUUUUCUGCGACGAGUUUAGUUUGUGAUGCAAAAGAUGGUAAUAAACAAACGGCUCGUAUUUUUACGCCAUGGACAGUAAUUGAAGACAAUUAUCGUAAAAUUGGUAAUCAAGAUGAAUUCUCAAUGAAGCCUCGGUUUUACAAUCUUUCUACUACAGAUUUCAAUAAUCAGGAUACUCCAAAAUUGGAUGGGGUGGCUUGUAAUUUCAUACUGGGUGCACCAGAUAAAAUGAAAUAUCCUCUUUUGGUUGAUGCAUUAAUAGAUAUUUUGAACGUACUGAAUCAAGCUGAUAUGCAAAAGAGGACUAGUAGUGAUGGUAAAGAUAAAUCGCCCACUUUCAUAGGAUUAUGUGCGAUUCGUUAUUGUUUUUCCAUAUGUUGGCGAUUAUUGCUAAUGUUACCACCAUCUACUCUAUAUAUGGAUAAACUGGCUCUUGGUGAGGAAAUUCCUGCUGGGCCAAUGUUAUUAUAUUCUUUAAUUUGGGGACCUAGAGCCGCAUGCAAAACUUUUACCAGUUGGAUGAAUGAUUGUCUAAUCAGACAAGGAAUGUAUGCGCAAUAUGCGAGAAAUCUUUUGAAAACGGUAUCAUCUACUGUAAACUCCCUCAAAUAUGAUGUUACCGUCGCAAAAAAUUGCAUUACGGCAUUGAAACCAGAAACUAACUAUAACAAUAAAAUAAUACCGAAAAAUGCGUUACCUAAACUUAGCUCAUUGUGUAUUUUGGCUGCAGUUAUUGGCAAAUUACAAAUUCUUUUUUACGAAAGUCUAUCGAAGAGUCAAAACGAAACUAUCGAGAGUUCGAAAAACACACAAAGUUCAGAAUCCGGAACUACGAAUGCAAAUAAAAUGAUGAUCAGUAUAUUACCACAUGUUCUCUCAUUAACAGAAUCGAUUCUAUACUCGUGUCGAUCAAAUAUAUUGCACGAGAUGCUCGAAUCUUUCGAAGUAGAUGGUAAAUACGGUCCUCGAGAUUAUUCUAUACUUGACGAUAUCAUUGCAAUGGCAAGUGCAAAUUGGUCAACUGAAGCGUCCUUGAUCUCGUUUUUACCAAAUUCUGUAAAAUCUGUCAUAGAUAAAUGGAAAUCUAUCAGUGUUGUCCAUAUUCCUUGGAACACUUAUACGAAUGACGUUAUACCAGCGGAGAGUUACAUUCUGGCUACUGUGUGUCAACAUAUCAGCUCACUUUCUGAAUAUCCGACGUUUUCUAUUAAUCCGUCUUUGAAAAAGUUGUUGCGCAAUUUAGUUACAUUUAUAGUAGAAUAUGUAACUCCUACAACAGCACCAGAAAACACGGACGUGCAUAAUCAAGCAUUGGAUAUUCUUAUUGCACUAUCUAUGGAUGCUCGCACAGAUUAUCUUCAAGAUAUGACUAACAAGGCUUUGACAAAACUGCUAGGCGAUAGCGAUAGUGAAGCACGACAACUACGAGAACAUCUUUUUGUAUUGCACCGUACAUAUAAUUUGAUAAUCGAAUAUACGAAUGACACCCAAGAUCCCGUUAAUAUUACCGUUAAUGAAAAAAUCAUGAAACGAUGUAUUAAAUAUUGGGAACAACUAUUAGAAAAACCGGUCGGAUGCAAAGCAUUAGAUUUAUUCUUUGCACCAAACACCAAUCGAUCCCUUGUUUCUGUAUUGUUAUCUAUAACAUCUUCACAAUCUUCACAACAAUUUGCCACCCACGUUUUAAGAUUUUUCAACACAUUGUUCAAAACAGCUGAGAAAGGCAGUGACGGGUCAUUAGAACGUCUUUGCGGAUCCGUAUCGAAUUUAGCUCAUGUAGAGCCAGAAAAGUUGCAAAUAUGGUUGAAACAAAUUAUUUUAGGAGCAACGAGUAUUUCUCCAAAUGCACCGUUGACAAACGUACAAACACCAACGAUGGUAACUACAAAUGCGUUGGUUGCCGUUGCUAAUACAACCGAAGAUGCCCCGAAAUCGGACGAGGUUGCUAAUGUACCGAAUAAUGAACAAGAUCGAUGGUUAAUUUCGCUAUCAAACGAUUCAGCUAGCAAUAACCAAUCAACAAGUAUCACUGAUGAUCAACAACAGCAACAACAACAGCUUCAACAGCAACAUUCGAUGCAUGAAAAUAGUCGGCUUUUACGAGCGCUUACAAAUUAUAUAGUUAAAGAGAAAAGCAGCGUCGAUGAAGGUGUACCUGUUACGAUUCUUCGAGCCCUCAUACCAUUAGCUUAUCACAUUCUUUCUCCAACGAUUGAGGGCAACGGAUUCUCCGAUUUAAUGAACGUUAUGUCCACAUUAGCCGACGCUGGUUCCGAGAAAGGACACACUUUACUAUUUAAAGCCGCAAUCGAAUGGAUUGAACUUUGCAAGGAACAACUGAUGAAUAAAGAUCUUCAAAGUUUGGAUAAACCAUUACCAUUCGUCGAAGCUGGCUGUUGUAUACUGAAUUAUGUAGCAGAUGUAGUAAGUGCGAUUUGUCCUCAAUUAAUGCAAUCACAAGAUCGAGCAACUAGUCCACCAUGGGAAGGUGCUACUCCAGUUAAUGAUGUGAAUGAUAGCGAUUGGAUAGACGAUAUUCCACACGAAGAUGAAGAUAGUGCGGCUGACGAUUCUGAUGACGACAGUCUUUGUAACAAGUUAUGUACGUUCACCAUUACGCUAAAGGAGUUCAUGAAUCAACAUUGGUAUCACUGUCAUACCUGCAACAUGGUAAACGGAGUUGGAGUCUGCACAGUAUGUGCUCGCGUUUGUCAUCGCGGACAUGAUGUUACCUAUGCGAAAUAUGGAAAUUUCUUUUGUGACUGCGGUGCAAAAAAUGACGGUUUUUGUCAAGCUUUAACUAAACGAAGUCCUCAAUCAUCGGAACAUCAGACCAACACAUCUGCUGUCGGUUCUGGAAAUAUAGCUGCAUCGACCAGCAUUUCGACCGGCGUUGCUAGUACAAGUUACGGGAAUACGCUUGGUACGUCUGUUGAGAAUCGAGAUCUAUUCCUCACAAGCAGUUUACGACGAAGAACUUCGAGCCCUUUAUAUUUGUCUGACAAACAAGAGAGACAAGGACGCGACAAACAGAGACAUGCGUAUUUGGCUAAACAAUUAGAAACAUCGAAGGAUUGGAUACAAGGUUGUCUUUGGAAAAGUGGUUUGGUAUCGUCGUUGGUAGAUCUGACACGUGCUUUACUACCGGCAGUAGAUGCAUCGUGUAGAAAAAACUCAGCAAUUGGUUGUCAUGCACGCGCUCAAAUGGCACUUAAACAAUUACACACGGUGGAUAAAAAGUUUGAAUAUACCGAUCAGUUAAUGCUUCCCACAUUGGGAUCCCAAGAAGGAGCAUUUGAAAAUGUUCGAAUGAAUUACUCGGGAGAACAAGGACAAACUAUUAGACAAUUGUUAUCUGCACAUAUGAUACGUCGCGUUGCAAUGUGUUGUCUAUCGUCCCCACAUGGUAAAAGACAACAUUUGGCGGUCUCACACGAGAAAGGAAAAAUAACAGUGUUACAAUUGGGCGCAUUGUUGAAACAACCUGAUUCGUCGAAGAGAAAAUUAACAUUAACGAGACUUGCUUCUGCUCCGGUACCCUUUACUGUAUUAUCUGUAACUGGAAACCAAUGGAAUGAAGAUUUCUUAGCAGUCUGUGGUUUUAAAGAUUGUCACGUAUUAACUUUUAAUACUUCUGGAACCGUGUCAGAUCAUUUAGUUCUGUAUCCUCAAUUGGAAACUGGCAAUUUUAUUAUAAAAGCAAUUUGGCUGCCUGGAUCUCAAACUCAACUUGCUCUGGUCACCGUAGACUUCGUAAAGAUUUAUGAUCUUGGAAAAGACGCUCUUUGUCCUCAAUAUUAUUUUUUAGUGCCUACUGGAAAGAUAAGAGAUUGUACAUUUAUGCAUGCAGAGGAUGGUAUAUUUUAUUUGUUGAUAAUAUCUUCGGCCGGUUAUAUUUAUGGUCAAGCGAUGGAUGAGGUAAGCUCAGCAAAGUACGGACCUUUCUAUGUAACGAAUACUCUCGACGUGUAUCAUCCAGAAAUAAGAGAUAAUGGCCAAGUUGGCGGUGGAGGUGUGUCGAUUUAUUAUUCGCAUGCUUUACAAUUACUCUUCUUCAGUUACGCAUGUGGUAAAAGUUUCAUAGCACCUCUUAAAUACAUGGAAACUGAUGUAACAACUGUUUUUCAAAUUAAUCUUACUGGUAACAAAAGUUCGAAUGGGAACAAAUCAAACAACAAUCAACCACAACCAUUAUGUCAAUGGAGUGAAGUACCCAAUCAUCCUGGAUUGAUCUGCUCAAUUUUAGAAACGAGUAAUAAUCCUGUAAUAUUAAUGAUUAAACCUGAUACAAUAAUGAUUCAAGAAAUUAAAGCUAUUCCUGCUAAGGCUAAAAUAAUGGACAUGGUUGUCAUAAGACAUCCGAGUUCAAACGCCGAGCAUCGCACGACUUUAAUUCUAUUAUGUGAAGACGGAAGUUUGAGAAUUUAUAUGGCUGGAAUGGAACAAACUGGCUAUUGGAUGUCUCCUACUGUUCAACCAGUAGGUACGAUGGCCACGGUUAAGCCGGCUCGAAAAAAGAAAACCAUCAAAACGGGAAAACCAACAGGAUCCGUCACUUUUCCUAUUGACUUUUUCGAACAUUGUCAAGUGAUGAAUGAUGUGGAAUUCGGUGGUAAUGACUUGCUACAAAUUUACAACGUUGCCCAAAUUAAACAUAGGCUCAAUACAACUGGAAUGUAUGUUGUUUCUACAAAAGCAAUGGGAUUCAUUGUUGAAGUUACUAAUAAUGACGCUGUUUUGGUUAUGACGGGAAUUCGAGUAUUACUCGGAAAUCAAGACGUUCAAAGAGCACCAGUUUACAUUGAGGUGUUUGGUAGAAGUAUUCGCACAACUUUAAGUAGAAGCCGUUGGUUUGACAUACCUUUAACUCGAGAGGAAAGUCUUCAGGCUGAUAAAAAAUUAACUAUUACAUUUGGACCGUCUCAAGAUCCUGAAGGUGUCAUUAUGGUGGAUUGUAUUAAGAUAUACGGUAAGACGAAAGACGCAUUUGGCUGGCCUGAAGAAAUAGAAGAUGUUCCGACAGGUCAAUCAACGUCUGCACCAGUCACCACGAUAAAUAGCGAGACAGAUAGUGCCUUAUCUGCACCUACAUCUUUGUCCUCCGUUGAUAGCACAGCAAAGGACAAUUCCCUUGAUAUUGAUAGGAUGAUCGCAGGUAUGUUAGAAGUUUUGGAAUUAUCUUUCAAUGUACCCUCUAAUGACGAGAACAAGUUACCACUGAAAGCAACAACUAUCGAGGUAGCAUCGCAACUGCUCAUAUUACCGACUCCCCCACCUGUACAAAUGCAUACAACCGCGCUUUUAGCCGCUUUACAUUCAUCCAAACAAGCAUAUCAUCUUCACAAGGAUCAUGUAUUGCUAUCACAUGUAUUGGAAUCGUUGAAAUCUAUGAGAGAACUUGAGGACACUCGUGACAUAGAUGCAGAAAACUUUUAUAGGCUGGUACUUAUAGUUCGGAGUAUAUCCAUAUCACGACCACAAAAUCUUGCCAAGUUUACCGACCAAUACACGAACAAACCAAUAGAUGAAACCAAUGUACCAAUUUUUGAAAACGAUCGACAAAGUAUUAGCCAGUCUCGUAAAAGCGCGGAUGAAAGUCAACAACAUUUAGUAGUACAACUUAUGGAAAUGCUGUGGUCUUUGCAUAUGGCUUAUCCAAAAAAUAUGGCCCUUGCACCGGUUGUAGUCCCAGGAUUAACUCAUGCCGAAGGAACGAUUCAUGCGAUUGUCGAAAUAAUACACGCAUUUACGACAUGUGAUGUGGAAAAGAAUAUUCCCUUAGCUGCUAAAUUAUAUUUACAAUUAUUACUAUCAUCUGAUACGACCAUCAGUUUCACUGUUAAACAGGCAAUAAUCCGCGUACUUCGACCAAGGUACAAAAGAAGAAGAGUUUAUAUACCAAGUCCCCCAAAUUGUAGCACACCAGGAACGGCUGCGGAUACAGAAGAAAAGCCAACAACAUCAUCUGUGCCAUCUCAUCGAGAAUUGCCAACAACCACACCAACAGCGUCGACAACAGAUCGAGAAACAGAACAACAUUUAGAUAUAGAAUCAAUAGGGUCGUCAGUGGUUGAUCCCUUAGCAGUUAUGUUAGUAGCAGAUAAUAAUCAAGAUUCAUCUACUCCUACAACUAGUGCGGUAUCCACUACUACAAGUAGAAACUCAGCUGGUGGCACUAGUGGUGCUGGUACCAGUAGCAGUAGUAGUAGUGGACCGAUAGCAAGGGGGGCGGUAAAUCCUUUGGAAACGUUGCUCGGUUCGGGAAGUUUCCCACAGAUAUUAGACGUACCACCAGAUACCGACGACGAAACCAUGGUGGAAUUGGCAAUUGCACUUAGUUUACAAGAUCAUGAAAGUGGAAAUGCUGAUUUGCAAGUAUUACAACAAGGAUUCCAACAAAGUCUUUCGAACUUACAAGGAUUGGAAAACCUUCAAAAUUUAAAUGGACCAGCAUUGGAAAGUUUACAAGUAUUAGCAGCGCAAGGUUUGGUUCAAGUUCAAAAUACAAAUUCGGGUCAAGAAGGUGGAGGUCACUACUCUGACACGACUGCUUCUGCUGGAGGCUCAGAUGACGAGGGAUCAACUGCAGCUACAGAUGGCAGUACGCUGCGUACAUCUCCAGCAGAACAAGGUGGUAGUGGUGGUAGCAAGGGUAGCGAGAGCGGUGGAAGCGAGAGCGGAGGAAGUGCUGUAGACAGCAUGACGGGGGAGCAUAAUGUAUCGGGAAGGAGCUCCGCGUACGGAGACAAUGGUCCCGAUUCUAUACCUCCGAUUGGAGGAAUUGGAGUCAACCAAGCACCACGUUCCGAAACUAAUUCCGUGGGUGUCCCCGCGGCUUUCACCGUCACUGAGCAAGAAGAAGGUACAGAACAAGAACACGCCACGGAACAAGAAAAUGACACAAGCUGCGAAACUACUGCAAAACUGCAUACAAUACGAUUAUUAUUGCUCGAUAAGCUUAUGCGGUUCGUCCCAAAUUUAACGAACGUAUCCGGUGUUUUGACUGUUCCAUUUAUGCAGGUUUUAUUAAUGUUAACUGCCGAUUUAGACGGGCAAGAAGAGAAAGAUAAAACUUGUGUUGAAAGACUACUUCGAAUAUUGGUAACAGAAUUAGAAAUGGAUAAACCGGAUACAAAUAAUAUAUGGCAGCGUACUAACAAGCGAGAAGUUCAUUUGGUUAUUAUGCGGUUACUAAGCGUUUUAAUGUCUCGCUCGAAACAUACUGCUAAAACACAAGCGGAAAGUUCAAAUUUUAUUUCUCAAAUGGCAGCCUCGAUACUCAGCAAAGCUGGAGUAAUUGAUUAUUGUUCGACAUUACUAAAAGCAUUAUUAGAAUAUUGGAAAACAACGUCAACCGAAGAAAACGAUACUAUACUUGGUGGUCAAUUGCUUAAAGAACAUCUUACAACCUCACUACCUGACAUGUCACCGCUCUUUUUGCGACAACAUGUUAAGGGACAUGCUGGUGAUAUAUUUGAACCUUAUCCGCAAUUAUUAACGGAAAUGGUGUUACGAUUACCCUAUCAAGUAUACAAAUAUGCUGAAAGCAAUUCAACACAGUCAGCUUUUGAACAACCUUGGUAUUUUUAUCUCUGCGAGUAUAUGAUGUCUUAUCAAGCACCACUCGUUAGAAGACAAGUACGCAAAUUACUACUCUUUAUUUGUGGUAAUAAAGAAAAGUACAGACAAUUACGUGACUUGCAUGCUCUAAUCUCGCAUAUUCAGUCAGUCCAACAAUGCUGCACUGCUGGUGGAUUCGAUCCUCUUCAAUCGCGUCCACAUUCCAUCAAUUUACCAUAUGACUCAUUAGUAGAUUUAAUCGAACACCUGAAAUGCUGUGUUGAAAUUGCCACAAGUCGCACAGGAAAUUGGCAGCGAUUCUGUUUAAAACAGAAUACAGUACUCUCUUAUUUGCUUACUGUAUCAACGUUGUUGGAUGAAGGCGUUAGUCCCACAGUAUUGCAACUUUUGCAGUGUGCUAUAUGUUCAAGCAAUAAAUCGAAAGAAACGAAAGAUACUAAAACGAAAGAACCGAAAUCUGGGACUGUAGUAACUUCAAAAGAAAGGCGAGAACGAGAAAAAUCAGAAGAUUCGGAUACGGAAGCUAAAUUCGAGGAAGCUCAAUGCUUAGCAUUAGUCGAACAAAUUCAGAAGCAAGUUUCUCCAAACCUGUUGACGAAAUUUAUUCAAACAUUUUUACUCGAAACGAACAAUACAAAUGUUCGUUGGCAAGCACAUUCUUUGAUACUGGCUAUUUAUAAAAAUUCUGGUCCAGCAGAUCAAGAAGUUCUACUAGACUUACUGUGGCGUUUAUGGCCUUUGUUGCCAGCUUAUGGUCGGAAAGCGGCACAAUUCGUCGAUUUGCUUGGUUACUUUUCCCUAAAAACUCAGCAUGCAAGUAAAAAGAUGCACACGUAUAUGGAGCAGGCAGUUGCAGUGCUACGCGCACAGAAUCAGUUACUCGCACGUCACCCGAAUGCGAAUCUGUAUGCGAAUCUUGCUCAAUUUGUCGAAUUGGAUGGAUAUUAUUUGGAAAGUGAGCCUUGUUUGGUAUGCAAUAAUCCCGAGGUAUCAAUGUCAACAAUCAAGCUUUCCUCGAUUAAAGUUGACUCGAAAUUCACCACAACCACACAGAUUGUAAAACUAGUCGGUAGUUAUACGAUAAGUCGCAUAACUCUUCGCAUAGGCGACCUGAAGAGAACAAAAAUGGUGCGUACGAUUAACAUAUAUUAUAACAAUAGAUCGGUUCAAGCGGUAGUCGAGCUGAAAAAUAAACCCGCCAUGUGGCAUAAAGCUAAAAAGAUAACGCUGGCUCAAGGACAAACAGAAAUCAAAAUGGAAUUCCCGUUACCGAUUGUUGCCUGCAAUUUGAUGAUCGAAUAUGCAGAUUUUUACGAGGAUAUACAGGCUUCUUCGGAGACCUUACAGUGUCCACGAUGUUCCGCAAACGUGCCUGCGAAUCCCGGUGUUUGCGGUAAUUGCGGAGAAAAUGUAUUCCAAUGUCACAAGUGCAGAGCUAUCAACUAUGAUGAGAAGGACCCGUUUUUAUGCCAUGCUUGUGGUUUCUGUAAAUACGCCAAGUUCGAUUAUACGCUUACUGGAAGGCCCUGUUGUGCAGUUGAUCCUAUCGAAAGCGAUGAUGAUCGAAAAAAAACGGUAGCGACGAUUAACACUUUGCUUGAGAAGGCUGACAGAGUGUACAAAACUCUGAUUUCAAACAAGCCAACGUUAGAAAUGUUAUUGAUUAAAAUAUCAGAGCAUCGAUUGGACCGUGGUUUAGUGGAAGAAGGUGCAGCAGCGGCAGCGGCGGCAGCCGCUAUCCAAGUAUCAAGUGGCGGUACUCAAGUAAACAGAGCCAUACAAUUGCUUGCUCAAAGAUACUGUGGCGAAUGUAAAACUUCUUUCGAAGAAUUGAGUAAAAUUAUACAAAGAGUUUUGGCUUGCCGACGAGAACUUGUAGCAUAUGAUCGUCAACAGCGAGACCAAAUUAUUGCUGGUUGCUCGUCAAGUAAUGAUACAACAUCGACGACGACGAGUAGUAAUGCAGGCAAAGAAGAAUCUUUGGCAACAAUGACAACAACGACAGCAACGACAGCGACGACGACGAUGACCGUUCCCCAAUCGGCAACAAUAACGGCAUCAACGAUACCACAUCAACAGUUGCCUGCUGUCGGAUGCGUGAAUCCGCAAACAGUAGGUCGUUGUUAUGGAUGUGCGACCGCAGCUACGGAACAUUGUCUGACUCUGUUACGUGCUCUUGCUACUAAUCAGGUAGCUAAAGAGGUUCUAUGUAAACAAGGAUUAAUACAGGAGCUGGUCGAGCAUAAUUUACGCAAAGGUACCGUGCAAAUGCAGGAAGAAGUUCGACAAUUGUUGUGUCUAGUUACCAGAGACAAUGCGCAAUCUACUAAAGAACUUUGCUCUUUGUUGACUGGUCGAAUCACUCUGACGCUUCGUGGUCGCGUUAUUACAUCGGAUUUAUCGUUGGCUGUACGUCACGAAAUGGCGCUACUAGCAGCUUUGAUUCAGAAAGAGGACACCUGUUGGGAACAGAAAUUGCGUUGCGUGAUGCAGUUAUUCUUGAUGGCGUGUAAAGAAUCGAAAAGUCCAGUCGUGAUGGAAAGCAUUAUUUUGCCGUGUUUAAAGAUAUUGCAAGGAUUGGUAAAACCAGAGCAACCAGUAGUCUCAAAGAAAGCUAAAGACAGGGGUGUGGAGUCGUUAGCAACCGUUCAACCAACUGAGGGUAUUACCAUUGACGUAAAUAAAUGGUUGGAUGGUGACCCAAAGCACUCAUAUUCCGAAUGGAUUCGUCGUAUGCCUGCCGCGAGGAAAAUGGAACAACAAUCUUCGAGUAAACCAUUGAAGAAGGAAGAGAUUCGAGCGCUCUAUUUAAUGGAGAAAUACGGACAUAGAUGGCAUAAUCGGUACUUAAGAGGUGCGCAAGGUAUCCAACCGCUAAAAUUGGCUGAUGGAGCCUGGUUAAAGGAGGUCUUGUUUAAUCCAAGUUCGCGACUGGCGCGACAAGUUGCUUGUAAUAUGAUAGAAAGCCUCUGUCAGGGAACGGAACGAAAGAAAGAAGUGCUCGUAUUGCUUACAUGUUAUUUAGAGGAAUUACGUACGGCCGGUGAGAGUAGUACAGAAUUUCUGACAUUAUACCAAAGUUUAAUUAGACAACCACCAUGGAAGCAGUUCUUAGCAGUACGAGGAGUUAUGACUUUACUCGCGGAUUUAUUAACGAGGGAAAUCGAGGAGCUCCAUCGACUGGAAGAGACGACGUUGACCAGUGAUUUAGCACAAGGUUAUUCAUUGAAAAUGCUUACCGAACUGAUGGCAACAUUCCUCGAACAAGAGAAUAUUAAACAACAAUAUAAAAGCCGUUUGGUAGGUGCUGUGCUCAAUGGUUAUCUUUCCCUAAGAAGAUUGGUCGUUCAGCGAACAAGAUUAAUCGACGACACACAGAAAAAGUUAUUGGAGCUCCUUGAAGAGAUGACCACUGGAACCGAAGAAGAGACAAAAGCUUUCAUGGCAAUCUGCGUAGAAACGGUGCAAAAAUAUAGCGUCGAGGAUGUGCGUACACCGGUAUUCAUCUUUGAAAGGCUUUGUUCCAUCAUUUACCCAGAGGAAAAUGAUGUCGGAGAAUUUUAUCUGACACUAGAGAAAGAUUCGCAGCAAGAAGAUUUUCUUCAAGGUAGAAUGUUAGGAAAUCCUUAUAGCAGUUUAGAACCUGGCUUAGGACCACUUAUGCGGGACGUGAAGAAUAAAAUUUGUCUAGAUUGCGAAUUGAUCGCUCUCUUGGAGGAUGAUAAUGGAAUGGAGCUUUUAGUUAACAAUAAAAUAAUCAGUCUUGAUUUGCCUGUAAAGGAGGUCUACAAGAAGAUCUGGGUACCAGAAGGCGGAGAAUGCGAUGCUAUGCGCGUGGUAUACCGAAUGCGAGGAUUACUUGGAGACGCGACUGAAGAGUUUGUUGAAAGUUUAAAUGCAAACAGCGAACAAGAGGUAAACAACGAAGAAGUCUAUAAAAUGGCGAACGUUUUAGCGGAUUGCGGUGGUCUUCAAGUAAUGGUAAAUCGAUUAGCGGCAAUACAAAAUGUAAAUCGAGCUCGACCAUUACUUCAGGUCCUUCUUAAACUGUUCCGACUCUCAGUCAAGGUGAAAAAAAAUCAAGAAGUUUUAAGUAAAUUGGGAGCGGUGAUGGUGUUUUUGGACGUUCUACAACGUUGUCUUGCAACCGAAUCGGAGAACUGGCAGGCAAAAAUUACCGAACAGCUGUUGGAAAUCAUAGAAACGAUCUUAACGCAUGCAUCAUUAUCUACGCUCGAAGCUUUUUCACGGACAUCCAGUGGCCCGGAGCACAUAAAAGCGCUUCUUUCUUGCGCUCAAUCGACCGCGGUCAGGCAAAGCAAUGUAUUACCACAACUCGCACGUGUAUUAGCCGCUUUGACAUAUGGAAAUCGCGAGAAAAUGGCCCUCCUCUGCGAUUAUUUCAAACCCGUGUUAGACUUUUACGAAUUUGAUCACGAACAUACACCAGAGGAUGAACAAAAGCUCGAGCUAUUUUGCAUUCUAACUCAAGCUAUCGAACGAAACGCAAUUGGGAACACUCUAAAAGAUUACAUCAUAAGCAUGGGGAUUGUAAAAGAUGCUUUCGAAUAUAUAACCGUGCGGGCUCCUUGCCUUAAACCUACACUAUUACGAACGGACAGUGAUGAAUUAAAGGAUUAUAUAUCAAAACCGGCACUCAAAUAUAUCUUACGAUUCUUAACUGGCCUAGCAACCGAUCAUGAACCAACACAGUUGGCAGUGUCACAGUUUACUAUUAGUAUAAUACACAGAUUGGAACAAGUAUCUUCAGAUGAACAUGUCGGAUCUCUAGCAGAGAAUUUAUUGGAAGCGUUAUGCACGAACAAACGCGUUGCCGAAUUAAUCGAAAAGGCCCGGCAGCAUACGCGUAGCGAGAAGAAACGUCUGGCAAUGGCGAUGAGAGAAAGACAGUUGGGUGCGUUAGGUAUGCAAACUAACGACAAAGGUCAAGUGGUGGCUAGCGGAGCAAUCCUUCAACAAAUGGAAGACUUAGGUGAUGAAACGGGAUUGGUCUGCGUAAUCUGUCGUGAAGGAUACAAAUUCAAGCCAAACAUGGUUUUGGCUAUUUAUACCUUCUCGAAACGUUGCAACGUUGAGGAAUUUGAAACGAAACAAAGGAAGACAGUAGGAUAUACUACCGUUACACAUUUCAAUGUUGUCCAUGUAGACUGUCAUAUGUCUGCGGUAAGACUGGCACGCGGCAGGGAUGAGUGGGAGAGUGCAGCGUUGCAGAAUGCGAAUACUAAGUGCAAUGGACUUUUACCACUAUGGGGUCCUCAAGUAUUGGAAUCUGCUUUUGCUAGUUGUUUAGCAAGACAUAAUACUUACCUGCAAGAGUGUACCAGCCAUCGCGAUAUAUCUUAUCCAUCCACUGUCCAUGAUUUAAAAUUACUACUGUUGCGAUUCGCUCAAGAGAAGAGUUUUCAUGAAGAUAGUGGCGGAGGCGGUCCACAAUCGAACAUGCACUUGAUCCCUUAUUUAAUUCACACAGCACUUUACGUAAUCAACACUACGCUAGCAGAUACUCGGGCAGACAAAACGUUAGUUGGAUAUUUAGAAACGCUACCAGGUUCUAGUUGGCUUGAAAAUUGUUACGAAGCAGAAGGACCAUUUUACCAAUGCACGAUGUCUCUUUUGCUUCAUACACCAGCUCGUUGGAAAACAUACAGAAUUGCUCAUCUAAACAGAUUAAUUGUUCUUGCCCAUCAGCGAUAUGUUUCACCAUCGAGUCCAACAAAAACUAUUGUCGACAUUACCGUUAAGCAUUACGCGGUAUAUAAAAGCGCCUUAAUCUUCUUUGGUCUAGUCGAUUGUAUUUAUGCCAAUUUCUUCAAGAAAGUUAACGUAUUGUCCGAUAAUCAGUGGCCAUCAGUCUUGGCUGAAUAUAUUAGACAUAAUGAUGAAGCCAUGUUAAAAGCCUCGGAACGUGUGUUAGCUACGUACCGCGAUGAACUGUUACCUUGCACAUCUUUCGAAGAAUUUUGUGAUGUUGUAGGUUUAUUGGACGAAAUAACGGAUCCUACGUAUAUAAGUGAUAUUUUGAAGAAACUCGGUUAAAAAAAAUUGGAAGAAUGCUAUGCUGUUGAAAGGAAAUGCGCUCUUUUACAUAAAAGUAUAAUGACUUUCUUCAAACUCUUGAGUUUCAUCUUAUUUUCAAUGUUAUUUUCUUUGCUCAUACACAUAUGCGUGCACGUGCGCGCCUCUACACAAACACACUCUUAUACAUCUUACUAAGUUCCUUUCAUUAUCUCGGUCAUUAAUAAAUGGAAAUAAUUCCAAUUAAUAUACUCGCUCUGUAAAUUGCGAGUUACUCGUUUGCUUUUUCGAUAGACAAAAAUCCAGUCAGUGUAUCGCGUGUUGUAAUUCAAUUCCACAAUUGUACGUUUAAAAAAAAAAUAUGCUUUAAUAAAAUAAGAAAUAUCGUAUUAUAAUUUAUA
Messenger RNA from Bombus huntii, 16686 nucleotides. It is a transcript of the gene poe, whose product is annotated as E3 ubiquitin-protein ligase UBR4. Bases 11 to 16306 code for a protein of 5431 amino acids. The transcript has 40 exons. Lineage: Eukaryota; Metazoa; Arthropoda; Insecta; Hymenoptera; Apidae. Gene Ontology annotation, molecular function: zinc ion binding. The record is from RefSeq and is a predicted model, not a curated record.